This is a messenger RNA of Paramuricea clavata, 6092 nucleotides long. The record is from the annotation of a GenBank genome assembly. NCBI's taxonomy places the organism in Eukaryota, Metazoa, Cnidaria, Anthozoa, Malacalcyonacea, Plexauridae.
AUGUACAUGUAUUAUUUUUUCUUCCAGGUUGCAAGGCAGAUCGGAUUAAAUCCAACAUUCUUUCAAAUAUUAGGUACCGUAGUGCAAAUUUCUAUUAAAAAGUUUGAUAACUUAAAAAGCAAAACAUGAAUGUAGUUUGAUUUUUCAUGAAUAUACUACUGUAAACACUUUAUUAUUUUUCUCUUGCGUGUUUCAGGGGAGAGCAACCCGUUGGAAACGAAGUCAUACAUCGAUUUAACGCUACAUCAACGUGUCUUGAUACUGAAAGUAUUGUGUGACGAGUGUUUGGUACGUUUUAAUUUUGUUAACCAAAGCAGGAAAUUAUAUUCUUGUUUCUGGACUCCUAAGUUUUGGGGUCGAAGUUUUCCUCUAAGGUCACUAAUAUUAAGGGCAGAGUCUUUAAAUUCUUUGUGAGUAUUUGAUUAUACGAUUUCCUAGCUAAUAAAAUAGAUUGAUUGAAGAGCAAGGUUUUCGCAAAUAUCGACGAAAAGGCGCAUUUUAGGAUGUGACUUGAUCGACAGCUGAUUGCUCUCAAAGGUCUUUGAAAAGUCUUGGAGACUACGAACCCUGUCUAGGUAUACCAACUACGUUAUACGUCAAACGACAAACGCCAGGCAAAGAAAAAUUUUACGGUAUCAAGCAAUUAAGAGUAAAUGAACUUGUUAUUUUAAAACUGAAAUACGUAAUUAUUCUUUCGACGCAAGAAAGAAAAUAUGAAACGAAAACGUUCAACAAAAAUUUUGCCAAGAAAGUUCGAACCUGCCGUUUGCCGUUCCCGGAAACGUGAAGCUUUAAAAACUCCCUAAUAACAAUCUGUUGUUAACCUCUAGGACUACCAUCCACAGUUGCGCGAUAUUCUUGGUAAUACAGACACCACACCAUACAGUGAAACCUACCUUGGCUAUGAUGCUCAGAACUCGACCUAUCUUUAUUUUCCUAUCUUUGAUGCGACGGACAUCAGGAUUUACAAGCAAGCUGAACUACCUGCACUCAAUGAAUGGUAUAGAAAAUGGACAUCAAAUGUGAGUACUCUCCAAUGGACGGUUCCUGCUAUGGAUGAAAUUUUGAUCUAGAUAAAAAGAACGAAACCAUUACCAUAGCUGGAAAGAACAUCUUAAAACGAGUAAAAUUGCAAAGUUUGGUUGCGAAUUGUUCAGGGUUCGUAGCGGUCUUUGAAAUCCUCGAAAGUCUUUAAAUUUGAAUGCAGGUCUUUAAGGUCUUUGAAAAGUCUUUGAAGUGUGUGAAAAAGCGAAGAAAGUCUUUAAAAGUCUUUAAAUUCUUUAGUGAUUAUACGAUUUUCUAACUAAUAAAAUAGAUUGAAUGAAGCAAAAUUUGACGAAAAAGUUCCUUUUUGUGAUUUGACGGGACUAAUUACCUGGUAAAAAUGGUGCUUAUACAUCGCAAUUUUUCGACAACUGAUUGCUCGCAAAGGUCUUUGAAAAGUCUUUGACAAUAGGCAGAAAAAAUCUUUGAAAUUUUUUUGGUCUUGGAGACUACGAACCCUGUUGUUGUAAAAUGAGGAAAAUAUAGCCCUGCGAAGUUCGCAAAUUUUGUAUAUAUUUGCAUUACGCGCGGGAAAAAUAACCAUUUUUGAGCCGAUUAUUUUUACCGCGCGUACUACAAAUAUAUACAAAAUUUGCGAACUUCACAGGGCUAUAUUUUCUUCAUUUAACAACAUUUAGCAACCAAUCUUUGCAGUUUUACUCAUUCUAAGACGCUCUUUCUAGCUGUGGUGUUGGAUUUCGUUCUUCUUGCCUUGAUCAAAAUUUAGUAUAUAGCUGGGAUCACCCAUUUAUUUUGUUGAGUUUUUUAGCAAGUUGAGUUGCUCAUGUUUUUAGUGGUAAAAUAUUCCUUUCGUGCCCUGUCAUAAUCAGGGCCGCCCAGAGGUUGGCGGGGGCCCGGGGCAAAUUUUUUUUUAGGGGCCCCUAUCUAAAAAUGUUUUUAGGGGCCCCUAUAUAAAAAUAUCCAAAAAAAAUUCGGUCAGUGUACCAUUUUAGGGGUAAAAAUUUUUUUCCGGAGUACAAAAUUUUGCCGGACGGGUACGUUGCAAAUGCUUUCGAGGGACUUUAUCUCUUUUUUUUAUGCCAAAAUUAGGUACUUAGCCCAAGAAAACAGAUAUCUUGUCCUUUGCGCGGAAAUAUUUAACACACAAAAAAGGCUGGGGCCCUACAAAAAAUUUUCAGGGGCCCCCAGCAACUCGGGGCUCGGGGCAAUUUGCCCCCUUUGCCCCCCCUCUGGGCGGCCCUGGUCAUAGUUAACGCAAAACGUAUGGAAAAAGUAAUUAUGCCAUUUUUGAAAAUUCUUCUUUUGUCUCCGAAAAAUACGGAAUGCCAAUCCUUUAUUUAAAUUGUUCUACAAAAUCAAGUGCUCAAAUGUCUGUACUGGUCUUUGAAAAGUCUCUGCAUGGACUUUGUUUCAAACGUCCUCCAAUUUCGUACUCAAAUGUGCGCCAUCGUUCUGAUGUCUCAAAUAUAAACAUGGCGACUGUGCAUCUGGUAUUACAAUAGCCUGCGAACAGGUUGAGAGCCUUCUCGCAGGCUAGUAUUACAAUUGUUUAAUUUUCAACAAGCGCGAACAAAGCUAACGGCCACGUCAAUCGGCAAUUAUUUUAUUUGUGCAGACAGUAAAUUUUGUGAGAUUUUUGUACUAUCUUCCAAAGAAUUCAAUGACCCUAAAAAAUUUGUGUUAAAUUUGGAAAGUUUUUUAUUCACUGCAGUCGAAAGCGUUCAGUAGUUACAAAACACCAAAACGGACUAGCCAAUCCAAAUCGCGAAGAUCCUCUACGUCAUCAAAGAAGAGCAAGGGUCUGGGUACGACUAUCGAGCCCGGUUUCCAACUCGCCUGCAGCGACGUCGAAUCAUUGCGUGGAUUAUGCGAGAAAUUUGCCGAACGACCGCCGACGCCUUCCCGAAAGAAGUCGGCAGGUCGGCCGACUCGGAGACGAUGCGAAAAAGAUCUCCAUAAAGUCUUGAGUGAUUUGGUUGAAGACUUGGGCAAGAAUGAUGCGAGAUAUUCGCGGGCGAGAGUGAAAGGCAUGAUUAAUUUAAUGCGAGAUUGGAAAUCUGAUGAACUUGAUUCAGGUAUUGUAUUAAUAUAAAUCUUAAUUAACUGUCGCAUCAAAAAUCCGUAAUACUAGCGACCACAUCUUGUUUUGCGUGUUUGCAAUUCUAAAGCCAGGAUGAAACUCGAGGAUGAGAGCGCAUGAGCGUUGGCAGUCAUACGAGCUUGGUUAGCUGUUGUUAAUGACUUUCCCCAACACUAUCAUGUAUUCCAUUUAAAGGCACAGUUCAGCCUUUUGAAUGAUGGUUUUUAAGGUGCAUUUCAACCCUUUCAAUGUAAUUGAAAAACUAACUAGGAAAAUCAAUUAAGAUCAAGAUCAGCAAACUUAUAGCCCGCGUGCAGGCCCAAGGGAACUGGCAAACUUAAUGUUUUUAACAUUUUAAAACCUCUUUAUUGUUAAAAACAUUGAGUUUGCUGAUCUUGAAUUAUGCUUAAUUGAUUUUCCUAGUUAGUUUUUUUCAAUUAAAAGGGCUGGAAUGCGCCUUGAAAACCAUCAUUCAAAAGGCUGUGCCUUUAAGUUAAAACAUAAUGUCGCCCACAAUAAUGCGUGUCUUCCAACUCUUGUCAACUCUCAUCCUCGUUUGAUCUGCGCUUCAUUUUAAACAAAAGUAAAUAUACCAGCAUGAGCAUAUGUUCAGAACAAGAUGUUUGUAACAGUGCCAUAGCCAGCCUGACAAUUUGGUCAUGCUAUAUGCAAAUGUUUCCGUCUUCAUAGACCGUAAAAACAUUCAAUUUCUAAAGAAAUGAAUAAUGAUAAUGAUUUAUAAUUUGCAUAGCAUGACGAUAUUUGUUGGGCUGGCUUUGCCACAUCGAAUUGAGAAACCAAAUAUCACUUAUUUAGUCCCGAGAAACUACAGCUCUUUAAUUUUACCGAUCAAUGAUUUCAUAGGAGAUGAAUUCAACGCUAAAGACGAUGAAAUUGCAGACACUUGUAGCGAAAGUCUUCACACACCCCUGGAGAAUGAGACAACCGAUAUUCCCGAUGAUACAAAUAUUGAAGAAAUCCCGGGGGAGGAGGGUGCUGCACCUCUGCUGUCGAUGGUCACUCGAAGUAGAAAGAGAAAAUUCCUGGAUUACGAUGACAUAACAUCCGCUAGUUCUUCGCCCCUCUCAGAAUUUUCCAAGAAUUUUGAAGCUUUUGAUGAUAAUCCAGAUUUGAGAAUUGAGAUCAGAGCUGAGAAACGUCCAAAUUUGGAUAAUGAUGUCGUCCAAGAUUCUGUUACGAGUGGCUUAUGUGAUGUAAUAGUACGUGACGUAAUUUAUGACGUCAUACGUGCCGUAGUUGAUGACGUCAUAUGCGAUGUUGUUGAUGACGCCAUAUCAAAGGUGUCGGUAUCUGAAAGUGCUGAAGUGGCAAUAAAUGGUGUGGAUAAUGAUGGACUUAUAGGGACAACUGUGACUCGAAAUGGUAAUGAGGGACACGGUGAUGAUAAAAUGGGAGUCAAUGGGGUGGAAAUUAAGGAUCAAACCGAGGAUCAUCUUAGGGUUUCUAUGGAUGAUAAGGAACAACAGUUGAUGGAAACUGAUAGCAAGAACGAUGAUAGUGAAGGUAAUAGGGAUACAGUGAUGGAUAUGGAUGGAUUUGAACAUAGACAGAAUCAUGCUACGUUUGUGGAUAAAAUAUCGAAUGACAGUACUUUAAUGACAAAUGGAAAUGGACAUGAAGAACAGAAUGUUGACACAAGGAACAUUGAAUUGCAGCAAGCAUCGCACAAAAAUACUGAAGUCUGUAACAGUAAUAACGUGAACGAACAGAAAUCCAGUAUAACCUAUUCAGGUCAGAACUGCCAUGGGUCACAAGAGAUAAAUAGCAGUAUAUCAGGUAUCGAGGGGACAAAUGUGUACAAUAAUGGUCGAUGUAGUGAAGUAACUAAUGAUGUUUGUAAUGGCAAUCUUUCAAUAGACAGCUUCAACUCCAAAACACCCUCGGAGAAAUGGUCCACAAGAAUCGUACCUACGGAUAAAGAGUCUGCGGGAAUAGUACCUACGGUAAAAGAACCUGCGAGAAUAAUACCUACGGUAAAAGAAUCUACAAGAAUGUUUCCUACGGGAACAGUGCCUACGGUAAAAGAUCCUACGAGAAUGGUACCUACGGUGAAAGAACCUACGAGAGUGAUAUCUACUGGAACCGAAUCUACGGGAUAAAAUCUCUACGGUAAAUAUUUCUGGGGGGUUUCAAGCACUAAAAUACAUAACCAGUAGCAUGUUAAACGUACUGAAUGUUCUCACUGACGAUGUGACUAAAUUACCGAUUGUAUAUUUAGUAUUUAAAACGAUUAAUGUUAAACAUUGUUGCAUCUCAAAAUCCUAAUUUAUAAUGUAAUAUUCAUUGUAGUUGUUUUUGAAGAAUAUGUAGAGAAUAAAUAUUUGUAAAUACGUCGAUUAUCAAAUUUUCAAUUCAUUUUCUUAUUCAUCAGCAAAUCUUUGUCGAAAUUCUGCAAGAUACUCCUCAUAGAGUAACAUAUGUAAUCCAGCUGACUCCUUUUGAAAUUAGGUGAAUUGUAACAAGUGCAAAAAUUGGACCUUGAGGGACAUAUUCAUAAAUAAAACACAUGAGGGAACCUAUUUUAAAGCUAUUUAAAACGCUGUAUUAUAUAGAAUAUCUACAAAAUUUCAGCUUUUCUACAUAUACGUAAACCCAAGAAUAUUUCUAAGUCGAAAUUUAUUAAGUGUUUGUUUGAGACUUCCUAAUGUAGGCAUUUUGUUUUACAUUACCUAGACUAGAUGUCUCAUAGCUCCCUUAUUUAGAUUGUCAAUUUUUGACAGCAGUGUCUCAAAACCGAGACACUUUCUUUAGAUAUCACAAAUACAGGACCCGAAAUUGAUCCCUGAGGAACACUGCAUUUAAUAUAGUGGACUUCUUUGAAGUUAGUUGUAUCUCUUUCGUUGUUUUUUCAGUUUUUAAAUUCACAAGUCUUUUGUUCAGUGAGCUAUGAAAUUAUAUAUAUGAGACAUCGUUGUUUUGAAGUGCGACUAACCCCAAAUAUAAUUUUUGGUAUGUGUGAUAUUUGGGUCAUUCUAAGAAGAAAUGU